AUGAGUGCAGCGGCGCCGGAGCUCAACGUGGGCGACUGGCUGGACGUGGUGGACGGCGACGGCAUCUGGAACGUGGCGCAGGUGCUGCGCCUGCCGUCGGCCGAGACGGUGGAGGUCACGUACGACUGCUGGGGCGACGAGUACAACGAGACGCUGCCGCGCGACAGCCCGCGCAUCUCCCCGUUCCACACGCACACGUGGGCCGUCAAGUGCUGGGCCAAGCUGGACACCUGGCCCUGGUGGCCGGCGCUGCUGACGGUGCGCGCACCCGGCUCAGACUUCGGCUCGCAGAACUUGAGGCUUGAAGAGAGGCUGCUCGUGGACUUCCUGGACAGUGCAGACUUCAAGGAGCGAUGCCGGUGCUGGGUCCAGAAGAGUAAGAUUGUGCCGUUCCAGUCGGACGAGGAGACGAGGAAGCAGCUGACGAAAAACAAGAGGAGGAACAAGAGCAAAGGGGAAACGACGCGGUCCAAGAAUUUGACGUUUUCCACUGCGCUGUUGGCGAGGUGUGAUGCGCGCGAGGAUUUCCCAGAGUUUGUGGAGGGCACGCUGCCCGUGCAGUUUGAGCGCAACUUUACGAGACCGACGGAAGAAGUGAGGAAAGAGAUGGGCGAGGAGAUCUGGCUGCGCGGGUUCGCUGACAACAGGGAUAACCACGCUGCAACGCACGCAUACAUCCCGAUGUCGGCUGAGAAAAGAAAAGCCCAUGACAGGAAUGACGCCGCAUUACCGAAGUCGGUGGAGGAGGAAAAGAGUACGACUAAAGAAAAAGCCCACAUCGAGCCACAGCCGGAACAACAAAGCAUACCUAGCUCUCAUUCUGACAAGACCAACGAGCCUCAGAAAGGCAAUAGUACUGUUGCAGCAAAGCUACAGAAAGAGAAAAUGAAUCUCCAGAAAAGAGCAAGGCCUGACGAGGAGAAACAAGCGUUCAAUGACACCAACACUGGUCGCGCUGGGAAGGCCAAAUCGCCGCGGGUGGAAACUCAAGAAGACAACUCAACCAAACCCCAAGCCGCCAUCUCUGUUGUUGUCGGUGCUGACGAAAAUGAGGUUAAAGACGUGGCGAAGUCGAUCUCUCCUGUGAAUGUGCCUCUUGUCGGGACCCGGAAGUACGGGAAAACCCCGAAGGUUUUAAAAACACCAAGGAGAUCGGCUACGAAUUUGCCGCCGUACACGCCACCCUACGCUCGGGUUCUGCUGCAGGUGAAACCACGGAAUGAGCACCACACCGCCCAAUCAUCUCACGCUCAUCACCCCACCUCUCAAGCAUCUCGCCCGCGCCAUGCUGCUCAUCCAGAACCACGCGCUCCAAAAAGUAAUUGUACGCUUGCUGCUCAUGUUGAUAUAAGAAUUAGCAUGUCAAGCGAUGCAAAAUCUGACGACGGACCUGCCAGCCCGAUUAAGAGCCUUGCGAAGGCAACCAAAGCGACCUUGCGAGCUGAUAAAAAACUGCACAGCAUGGAAAACGCGCUCAAGGGCAAACUCAGCGAGCUUGCUGAAAAAUCUGUCAAGGCUGAAGAGUUGCGCAACAAAUGCGCUGCCUUGAACUCUCGCGUGAGCUCCUCCCCAACGAAGCCCGCACAGCAAACUUCCUCAACAGAAAAUGCGCCUCAAGAAGCCCCCGCAAAAGAAUCUGCUCAAGUUAGGAGAAAGGAUUCACGGCGCGUGAGUAAGCCUUCAGUCAGAUCCGAUUCUUCUCGGGCGCCAGCACUUGCAAGGAGGUCGUCUCAGUCCCAGUGCGAUAUCCGCGGAUUGGAACUUGCGUUGGACGACAGAAUCUCAAAGCUUCAGGGUCUCGAUAGUGCUACCACACGUGCCGAGUUUGACGCGAUCAAGGCCGACCUGAUGAACUCGCCGGAGGUGCAAGCUGCGAUCACGCGAAUUAAACAUCCUAGUUAUGGGUGGACAGCAUCUGCUGGUGAUGCUCUAUCGUCGACGUCCAUGUAUGUAAGCUUAGGAAAUGCUCGUGAAUGUAGUGUUGCGUUGGUCAUGACCGCGACUCCGACGCUGUUCGCGUGUGCGCUGGACGUGCUGACUACGGGCGAUGCGUUUACCAAGGCCGAGAAGACGACCAAGUACGUGGCGCAGUGGAAGAGUGGCGAGAUCAAGGUCGUGUGCGAUGAGGACGACGACGUGAACAACGUGCCUGACCAUCCGGCGCGCCCCGAGAACGUUGAGGUCGUCCCUGCCUACAAGGCGAAGCAGGGAUCCCGCAAGGCUUUCGUGCACAGUUUGGCGCACGCUGAAAGCUACGCCAUCGAUCUCAUGUGGGAUAUGGUGUGUCGAUUCGUGCCGCACAACCUACCGCGUGCAUUCUACGAUGACUGGGUUCGCAUUGCUGGCGAGGAGGCGGAGCACUUCAACAGUUGGGCUCACCGUCUUACGGAGCUGGGCAGUUUCUACGGUGACAUCGCUGGUCACGAGGGGCUUUGGGACGCAGCGUACGAGACCCGCGACAGCAUUCUGGCACGCCUGGCGGUGGUGCAUCUUGUUCACGAGGCGCGCGGGCUCGACGUGUUCCCCAACGCUGUCCAGCGCUUUGAGAAGGCCAGCGACGACGUAAGCCUGAAGAUUAUCCACAAGAACUACACCGAGGAGACCACGCACGUGGGCGCCGGAGUGCGCUGGUUCCGAUACGUCUGCGAGCGGGACGGUGAUGACCCGAUCGCCAAGUUCCACGAAAUUGUGCCGCAGUAUUACAAGGGCACGCUGAAGCCUCCUUUCAACACAGAGGCCCGGAACAAGGCCGGCAUGCUGGAGGAAUGGUACAUUCCGCUCAGCUCGGAGGCUGCAAAGAAGGAAUCCGCCGCCGCUGCGACUGUCGAAGAAGCGACUGCUGCGAUUUCCACCGUGAAGCUCGAGUCAUAA
Messenger RNA from Phytophthora sojae, 2871 nucleotides. RefSeq lists its product as hypothetical. The record is from RefSeq and is a predicted model, not a curated record. Bases 1 to 2871 code for a protein of 956 amino acids. Lineage: Eukaryota; Oomycota; Peronosporomycetes; Peronosporales; Peronosporaceae. The transcript is spliced from 9 exons.